AUGGCUGUCGCAGAUGUGCCAUCGCAGACAACUGUGGCCAAAGAGGAUAUGAAGGAUCAAGCUCCUUCCUCUGUGGUGAAUGAGCUCACCUCGGCCUUGGCUCUGGAAGCAUCAGAGAAAGGUGGUGACUUCACCCAGCACUGGCUGGUGUCCCGUGACAAGGGCGCCACCAGGACACGAGAAAAUUAUCCUGCCAUUUGGCGUGAGCUAGCUUCGGCACCCUCUCCUGAAACCCUUCUGAAGGAUGUCUUGCCCCGCUUGCGAGCAUGGACACUGGCCUUGGCAGAGUGUCGUUUCCGCAGCAUCCGCCACUGCGCCACUGUGGCAGGGCUGGGACUAGUGGACGGCUUGCAACAGCAGUGCAACGAGAUCCAGGGCUUUUGUGACACCGCAGAACGACGUUUGGCCGAGACUGAGGUGGAUACGACGCGAGCACAAAUUUCAAAAGAAUUGAAGCGCCAAAGGCAGCUGCUGAAGAAUCUGCUGGAUGCACGAGAUAGUUUUGCUGCUACUCUCUUGAGCCGUCGGUGCAAGGAUGUCGAUGCCGACAUUCGUUACAGCUGCAUCGAAGCGCUGAAUCGGUGGGCACAGCUUCGUGGUGAGGCGUCGUGGAAGCAGUACCUCCACUUUGCAAUCAAUGACGACGAAGCCAAGGUACGGGCUGCAGCUUUGCUCGCCCUGCAGCCAUUGUUCCGAAGUGAUGAUGGACCGCUGAGUACAGAGGUAAAAUCCUUGGCUGAAGACCUUCGCCCACGCAUUUUGGAGCGUUGCCACGACAUCGAUGCCUCUGUGAGUGCUGCUGCGCUGCGCUGCGCCUGCGACUUGGCCAAGGCUGAGGUCCUCAAGGAGGAGGACUACGGCCGCAUCACCGACCUUGUUUGGGACCCAGAGGCACUGCGCCGUGACGCAGCCUGCGUGUUUGUGAGCCGCUUUAUUCUGCAGGAGGAUAUCUUUGACCAGCCAAACGGAACAGCUGACGGCUCAGCUGCCAAAAGGCAUUUGCAGAUGCUGCUGGAUUUCCUCGUCGAAUUUGUCAAGCCCCACUUCGAGUUGACUGAGCGGCUCGUUGCCGCACUCUGGCGCAAGGCAUCGUGCUUGGAGGAUUGGGAUGCCAUGACCAGCCUUUUGCUUGGUGAUGGGGAACUUGCUGCGGAUCAACAUUUGGCCAUAGCCUUCCUGGCAGAGGCAACUGUUCGCGUGGCCUUUGAUGACUGGUUGGCCAACAACACUAUGGAAGCUGAGGCACUGCUGCAGCGCGCGGCUCGUGCCUUGUGCCCUCGAUUGCCUACCCUGCUGAGCACCUUCCAGUCUGAGAAGGCAGCUAUGUUGCGUACUGCAUCCUUGUGCAACUACUUGUUGAGAUUCUGCGCUCAAAGUCCUCCAGGCCCAACUGGUGGAUUGCUGGCCGGAAGCGCGGGAGAGCCAGUGGCGCGAGCCUUGCGCAGCCUAUUCCUGCGACAGACAGAUUUGGAGGCCCUGGAACACUUGGCCUUGGCUUGGGCUCAUCUACUUGAGCUCUGCAGCGGAGCCAGGCCCGUGUUGCACGAUUUGGUGAAAUCUCUCUACGACACGUUCCUGCAGCUGGCACCGUUGGUCGGGAAACCUUCUCAAGGAGAGAUCGAGGCAGAGGUACCCAUGCCAGACACCUUACUGGCCACAGCUCAGCGACUUCGCAUCCUUGCGAAGGCUUAUGAUGUUUCUUUGUGUGAUGUGGAAGGCUUUGUGUCAACCGCUUUGAGCGUGGUUGAUGAGCGUGUCCAAACAGGGACAGUGGAACAAGAGCUGACAGUCACUCUGCUGGAACUCCUGGCCCUGAUCUCUGUGCGCCACGCCGGCCAGCUGAUGCAGCCACCCUUGCCAGCAGUGGCAGCAGAUGUUCGGGACGAGCAUCAGCUGCAGCAGGCGAGCACAGCAGCCGAAGAUCUAUUGGAACUUGCAACAGGCUUCCUGACCAAAGAUGAGGACCAUCGACUGAAGAGCGCUGCCUUUGGGGUUGCCCUGUGCACCUUGAGCGCCUGGUGGAACGCCGCCCACUUUGGAAAGACCGAAGAGGUGAAGCCUUGGUUCUGCCAGCUGCCAGAUGCUCUUCAGGAUGCUUUGGCCAACCACUUGGGGAAGUUGUUAGCGGAGGCCAAUCAGGUGCCUACCGAAAGUGUUCUGGUGUCUGGGAUGCCAGAGCCUGGGGACCUCCUCAAGAGCUCUGCAUUUUCCCAUCUAUUUGUUCUGUUGCAGAAGGGCGUGGCAUCGACAGAGUCUGUUCCUUCCGACGCCGAACGCAUUAAGACGGCACGGCUUUGCUGUUUGAUGGUGGCUACCUGUCGACAUGCGCAGGUCGCAGCCGGAAGCCUACCUUCUGUGGUCCUCUCCCAAGCACGCUCUCGCCGCAAGGAUCUGCAGCAGGUGGCUUGGACCCUUUUGCGUCGGCUGCGCAAAGAAGCCCAUGUGGGUCCCACACAAGCCGAGGACUUUUUCACAACGUUGCUUGCAGCUGUGAAGUUCUUGCACAAGGACCAAGGCACUGCCAUUGCCAAAGAUCUUUCCUUCAGGCUGCUGCAACACGUGGGUGUGGGAAAGCUGACCCCUCCGUUGCAAAAAGCGCUCCUCAACACCCUGCGCCGUGGGGUGGUGAACGCUGCUGCUGGAAGCGCCGCUGGCUUCUUGGAGGCCUUGACUCCGUGGAUCACGAAGCAUGUGGUAGAAGACAUUCUGAUCGACAACCUGGCAUCAUGGGCAAAGGAGCAGUCCAAUCAGGCCGGAACUUGGGUUUGCGACCAUGCAUUGAAUUUCUUGCCCUCUUCAAUCAAAGAAUUCUUGGAGACAUUUGAUUACAACUCAGACUUGACUUUAUGA
Cladocopium goreaui is the source of this 2850-nucleotide messenger RNA. Lineage: Eukaryota; Dinophyceae; Suessiales; Symbiodiniaceae. The record is from the annotation of a GenBank genome assembly.